CCCGCGGGACGCGCGGGCGGAGCGGAGCCGCGGCCGGAGCCGCCGGAGCGGGGGCGGCCUGAGGGCGGGGGGGGACACGGCAGCCGCCGCCGCCAUGGAGGCGAAACCGGCGGACCCGCUGCUCUGCGACAGCCUCAUCCUCUGGCUACAGACAUUCAAUACAGCUGCACCCUGCAGGGAUGUCCAGGACUUGACUAACGGCGUUGCCAUGGCUCAGGUGCUUCACCAAAUAGAUGUUGCCUGGUUUGAUGCAGCUUGGCUCAGUCGCAUCAAAGAAGAUGUUGGUGACAACUGGAGAAUAAAGUCCAGUAAUUUGAAGAAGAUACUGCAAGGAAUUAUGGACUACUAUCAUGAGUUCCUGGGUCAGCAGAUUGCAGAAGAGCUUAUUCCAGACUUGACCCGGAUAUCUGAGAAUUCAGAUCCCACUGAACUGGGCAGACUCCUGCAGCUUAUUUUGGGUUGUGCAGUCAACUGUGAGAGGAAACAAGAACACAUACAGAAUAUCAUGACCCUUGAAGAGUCUGUUCAGCAUGUUGUCAUGACAGCCAUUCAAGAGCUCAUGAGCAAGGAAGUAACAAGUGCUUCCCCAUGUGAUGCAUCAAGUGAAGUGGAACAGCAGCUUAAAAAAGCCUUGGAAGACCUUCAAGAAGCUCGAGCAGAAAAAGAGGAGUUGGCACAAAGAUGUCAAGAGCUGGAUUUGCAGGUGGCUGCCCUCCAGGAUGAGAAAAACAGCUUGAUGUCAGAAAAUGAGAUUAUGAAUGACAGACUAGAGCAAUUAGACGACUCUCUUGAUGAUCCAAAUACCAUGGUUGCAAAAAAGUAUUUUAGUGCACAGUUGCAGCUGGAACAAUUGCAAGAAGAAAACUUCAGGCUUGAAGCUGCAAAAGAUGAUUAUCGUGCCCAUUGUGAAGAUCUAGAAAAGCAAUUGAUUGAGCUGCAGCACAGAAACAAUGAAUUGACCUCUCUGGCAGAAGAAUCGAGGGCCUUGAAAGAUGAGAAUGACAUUCUUAGGGCUACUGCAGACAAGGCAAGCAAGCUGGAGUCGACGGUGGAGGUGUAUCGGAAGAAGCUGCAGGACCUGAACGAUUUCCGCAGGCAGGUGAAGUCCCUGCAGGAGACCAACAUGAUGUACAUGCACAACACUGUCAGCCUGGAGGAUGAGCUCAGGAAAGCCAAUGCAGCACGAGCCCAGCUGGAAACCUACAAGAAACAGGUCCAGGAGCUUCAUAACAAGCUGUCUGAAGAAUCCAAAAGAGCUGACAAGCUGGCAUUUGAAAUGAAGCGACUCGAAGAAAAAUAUGAAGCUUUAAUGAAAGAAAAAGAGAGACUGAUAGUGCAGUGUGAUGCAUUAAGAGAGACAAAUGAGGAGCUCCGGUGUGCACAGAUGCAGCAGGAUCACCUGAGUCAAACAGGUGAAAAAAGCCAUGAGAAUCUUGCUGCUGAAAUUCUGCCAGUGGAAUAUAGGGAAAUGUUUAUUCGGCUGCAGCAUGAAAAUAAGAUGCUCCUGCUGAAACAGGAGGGAUCAGAAAAUGAACGGAUUGCUGAGCUCCAGGAAGAGCUGGAGCAGAAGCACCGGACAGUGAACGAGCUGGAAACUGAGAAAAGGCUCAAUGAAGAGCGUAUUGGAGGAUUACAGCAGCAGAUUGAAGAUCUGCAAAAGACUUUACAGGAGCAGGGAUCCAAGACUGAAGGAUCCAGCAACCUGAAGCAGAAAUUGGCAGCACACAUGGAAAAGCUGAAUGAGGUUCAUGAUGAGUUACAGAAGAAAGAGGCUGAUCUUGCAGAGCUCCAGCCUGAUGACAGUCAGAACCCCCAGAAGAUUGGAGAGCUGGAAGCAGCUUUACGAAAGAAAGACGAGGAUAUGAAAGCAAUGGAAGAAAGAUAUAAAAUGUACCUUGAAAAAGCAAGGAAUGUGAUAAAAACCUUAGACCCCAAGCUGAAUCCAGCAUCAGCAGAAAUUAUGUUGCUCAGAAAACAGAUUCUGGAAAAAGACAAAAGAAUUGAAGCACUAGAGAAUGAAUACAAAAUAGCCAAGCUACGCGACUAUGAGGAAAAGCUGAUUGUAACUGCAUGGUACAACAAGAGCCUGAGUCUGCAGAAGCUGGGCAUGGAAGCCAGGCUGGUGGGCAGCAGUGGCAGCUGCGGGGCCGGGCCCGGCCGCUCCUUCCUGGCGCAGCAGCGUCACGUCACCAACACCAGGAGGAACCUCACUGUUAAAGUACCAGGUGCAACAUCCGAUUAAACACGAGGACAUGAAGAAGACUCACGUGCUAAAGUGUCCUUAAAUGUUUUAUACCUUUCCACUUUACUUACUUGAUGAGAGAGGAGGUUAGAAUGCUGGGCAGCUGCAAGUGACAACAUCAGAGCCUGUCAGAAGGGAUUAAGGUGAUCAGCCAGAAGGUAGCAUGUAGAUUUCCAAGUAGAUCUAAUAACUGCAGCAUGUACAAGCACAACUUAAAAGAUUUCUAUUUGCCUUCAGAUUAUAUUGUAAAUAGGAAAUUUGGCACUAUAUAUUUAAAACUUUAUUUAAGUGGGUUUGGGCUAGGAAGUUGACUUUUAUAAUGGGAAGAUGUUAUGCAAAGGUGUACUUCAGGAAACUGGCAAUACUGGGCACUUUUGCUGGGCUCUUCUGAAAACAGAUCUAAAAGAUUGGUAACACCUUUUAAAAAAGACUUUUUUAGAGUAGAAAGUACAAUUUUAAAAGCAAGAAAGUACUUGCAUUUAUAGAAGAAGAAAAUAAAGGUGUGGUACCAGUUGUUAUGUAACAGAAGACAAAAUUUGUUUUAUGAGAAGCAGAAUUUCUCAGUUUAUUAAAAAAAAAAAAAAA
Messenger RNA from Motacilla alba alba, 2827 nucleotides. RefSeq names its product hook microtubule tethering protein 1 (gene HOOK1). Gene Ontology annotation, molecular function: dynein light intermediate chain binding; microtubule binding. Gene Ontology annotation, cellular component: centrosome; cytoplasm. Lineage: Eukaryota; Metazoa; Chordata; Aves; Passeriformes; Motacillidae. The coding region runs from base 95 to 2242 and encodes 715 amino acids. Gene Ontology annotation, biological process: cytoskeleton-dependent intracellular transport; cytoplasmic microtubule organization. The transcript has 22 exons. The record is from RefSeq and is a predicted model, not a curated record.